This is a messenger RNA of Vicia faba (fava bean), 1077 nucleotides long. The record is from the annotation of a GenBank genome assembly. NCBI's taxonomy places the organism in Eukaryota, Viridiplantae, Streptophyta, Magnoliopsida, Fabales, Fabaceae.
AUGGCAUUAUUCUCAACUAAUCUCAAGCUGCUUGUCAUUCAUCAUGACACCAUUCUUCUUGAUCAAAUUCAACAAAUGUGUGAUCGCUGUAAUUAUCUACUAACCAAAUGCACUUCACCUUUUUAUGCUCUUCAUCUUCUUGCCGAAAGAAAUCUUUAUUUUGAUAUGAUGCUGAUUGAUGUUUGUAUGCCAAACAUGGAUUCAUAUGAGUUUCUUCGAUAUGUAACCCUACAACACAACAUCCCAGUCAUUGUCAUGUCUUCUGAUGUAACAAAUACUUCUGUCAUGAAGUCUAUAAUUCAUGGUGCUUGUGAUUACUGGCUUCAACCUUUAGAUGAAAAACAAUUCAAAACUAUGUGGCAGCAUGUUGUCAGAAAAAGUCCGACUGAAAAUAAAGAACGUGUUGUUCUUGGAUUCUUGAAGGCUCAAAGCCCUAAAGAAGAUGAUGUUGUUGGAAUCAUGAAGGUUCAAAGCCCUAAAGAACAUGAAGUUGUUGGAUUCUUGGAGGCUCCUAAGCAUGAAAGAAAACGGGAGAGAGAAGUCGGUAAUCCUCCAAAAGAAAAAAGUGCAAAAAAGAGUCCGUUAUCAUGGACGCCGCAACUGCAUCAACAGUUUGUAAAUGCUGUUAACCAACUUGGCUUGGAUGAGGCAAAACCUAGAAAGCUUGUCAAAAUUAUGGAUGCUUCUGGUUUAACAAUGGCUCAGGUUGCAAGUCAUUUGCAGAAGUAUAGAAACUAUUUGAAGAGACCAUCUUGUGGAAAAAAGUCAAAGAAAAGUACAAGAAUUGACACUCCAACUGAGUGUAUUAAUAAAACAUCAUUAGAAUCUGAACAUGCUCAGUCCCAAAGUUCUCAACUGAACUCAACCCUUCAAAGAGAUAAUAAUUCUGAAACACAACAACAUUCAACUGAUGUUACUAAUUAUCAAGUCUCUGACACUGGCUACAAUUAUGAAACACAAAAGCAUUCAACAGAUGUUGGCGAUUAUCAAGUCUCUGACAUUAUGAGCAACGAUUUUCCUGAUCCAUUAUCUGACUUGUUCAUAGAUUAUGAUGAGUUAAUAUCGUUAUUAUUAUGA